UAUAGACACAGAAUAAAAAAAGAAAACAUUGCUGUAGUACCAGGGCUUUAUCAUUUGGUGUUAUCGGCAUUCCACAUCAUGACAUCAUGUAGUGCACUGGGAGUUAAACUGUUACUGCUCCAGUUCCAUAGGCUGUCGAUAUUUCCAGGUACAUGGUUCUCAGAAGAGAAGAACUACAUCUCCCAGAAGAUGUGACUGUUCCAUUUCCAUUUAGAGGGAUAGAUAAAACUGCUCACAACUCACGGAAUGGCCCCCUCCCCUUACUGCUCAUCUCCAGGCAUCUCGCCUUCAGCAUUAGAGCAAGGCCUUCGGUAUUGGACACUCUCUCUCUCUCAUUUUAUUUAUUAUCUUCAAUUCCAAUUAUAUUGUAUUAUGUUAUCUCAUAUUCCGCUAUCAUGUUUAGUAAAUCAGUUUUCCCCGUCAACUUGUUGCCACCUUUUUUUGAUUUCAGGCCUAUCUCCCUGCCUUUUUUCCCCAUCCCUCCUACCCCUUUCCCAGGCCAUGGGUCCGUGGAUCCUUCUGCCCCGAUUAGUUACAAAAUCGGGCUGAACUGUUAUUGUUUUUAUAGGUCCACUGGCCAGGAAAGAUACUUUUAGAACAAACUUCUCAGUACUUUCCAAGAAUUUGUUAGAGAGCUUAUCAGUACUGCAGGACUCGUACUGCAAACAAGGCCCUCAAGUCCUCGCCUUGGAACUGUUUCUGUUCAGGGACCUGGGACCACUUGGUGGGUAAUGCAGAAAAAUGGGGAUGUUCAGUGCGUACCACAAGGGAAUUUGACCUUGGGGGAAUGCAUACAGUAAUUCCAUGUAUUAAGAUAUGCGUGUGUAUUUAAUGUAUGUUAAUCACUGAUCGUAUACAUAAUAAGCAUGAGGUAUUAAUCCUUGGCCAAGUUGUUUUCCACAACUUUCUCAUUUUAGUAAGCGCUGUUGCACAAACCUUCUCUGGAACAUGGUAAGAGCAAGAAUUACAUUGCAAAUAUAUGUAACCCACCGCAUUUCAGCAGGAGGGUAGAUAUACUGUUUCUCUGGAAAAAAUUUUCAUUCGCACAUUGAAUGAGAAUCUGAAUGUCAGUUUUUAAGAGCUCAAUGAAAAACUCCAAAUAACACAAGGCACCAGUGACGUUCAGCGAACACAGGAGAAAUGAGAAACAAUCCCACAUUAUUCAAUGCAGUGAAAAGCUGUAGCAAGUGCACCUCUAAUAAACCUUCUGGCACCUCAGUCAGGAGGUCAGCAGAGCCACCUGUCCACUCAGUGCGGACGUGGCAACAUCAGCUGAACACCAACAGACCAGAAGUUACAUAUGAAGCAUUUAUUUCAUCACAUUUCACAAAUUAAGCAGGAUCAGGAUAGCAAUCCCUGACAUGCAUCAGGUAACCGCUGUAGGCCUGGUAAUGGAAGCAUAUGGGGUCUGUAGCAAGCAAACCCUGUGCAGUUACUGAACAAAACCAGCUGGGACUGCUUGGGGUUCUUGCAUAGGUGGCCAUAUUCAGGCAAAGUACACACACACACAUCCUAUUCAUUGGUAGUUAGUUAAUUUCACAGCACUUUGACAAGUGCAGACAGUUGCUCCAGUGGCUACUCAGCAUCUCAGUAAUGAAAGCCUAUUAGUAAUUCUAGUUUUCCACUCUAGUCAAAUGUGGUCCCUUUUGCUACCCUGCUCAAGCUAAUUAGCAGCCCUAUGCUGCUUCUGGAGUGGUUGGCUUUGCAGCAGACCAGACCAAUGCACAUUUAAAAUGGAAUAGAAAAUAUUAAAUGCAUCAGUGCUGCCAAUGUCAGGGAAAGCUUCACUAAACAGCAAUCAUGCAUGUGGGUAGAAUAGAAUCACAGAAUCAUUAAGGAGGGAAAAGACCUCUAAUAUCAUCUAGUCCAAGAGACAAAGGGAAGCAUGAACUUUUAUUGAAUGAUAAACCUUCACGAUGUAUGAGCCUGGGGCUGCCUGCCAUGGCCAGAGACACCCAAUGGGCCUGUGGGAAGACACGGCCCAGAUGCCAGUGAUUGGUGUGAAACACUGACACUGAGCACACGAGAUGGGGGGGGGAAUGGAGCUGGCAGCGGCGCUGGGGAAAGCCCAGGAACGUGUGCUGGGGCUGCGGUGCUGCUGGCACACAUGCAGCAGGUGAGGCCAGCACACGGUGAUGACCAAGCAAUGGAUGGCGACAUCGCUGUGGGACGGGCGGUGAUGUCACCCAGUGAAGGUGAGGACUGGCGACACGGCCAAGCCGUGGUUUGUGACGUCUCCGUGCGAUGCACUGUGACUGCCUGGCCCACGCUGCUUUAAUGCGGGCGCGGCAGCCCGGCCCAGCAGUUCGUGCCUGGCCUCCGACCGAGCGUGUGUGCGAGGACUGGAGUGUGGACAGGGCGAGCUUUGGAGCUGGAACGUGCUCUGGGUGCUGCUAGUGCAGCUCUCAGACGCCGUCUCAGAGCCAUUUGUGCCGUACCCCGACCCUGCUGGCAGCAGGCAGCCGGGACAUCGCGGAGAGGCGCGUGCAGCAGCGCAGUUUGUAACACCUUCUGCUUGCUGCAGCACCAGUGAGGGGAGCAGCUUCCCGACCUCAGCUCUCCCCAGCCCACCACACAGCCCGGGGCCAUGGACGUGGCAUCCGAAUGGAUCUGCCCCAUCUGCGGGCAAGUUCGGGAAGAUGUCACCUACGUGACCCCUUGCCAACACCAGCUGUGCUACGGCUGUGCCAUCUGGUGGGCAAACAGGAAGCCGAGUUGUGCCGUAUGCGGGCACGAAAUAACCACCAUCCGAUACUCGGUGAGGUCGGAUGACGACUACCUUGAGUGUGCUGUCCCGCAGCCCGCAGCGCACUCAGAUCAAGGCCUGCAGGACGAGCAGGGGCCUGCAGAGCCGGUGCUCAUCCCAUCCGAGCACAGCUUCCCAGCUGAGGUCUGGGCUGCAUUAUUCAGGGAACAUCCUGAAGACCUCGAACCCCUGCUCCAGUGGCUGCAGGAUGAGUUCCAGCAGGUGCCCAGCAAUAACUGGUGGGAAGUGGAAGAGGCACAGUGGACCACCAUGAACUUCCUCUGUGAGCAUGGGCUGGACGAGGAGGCCUUGGUACGGGAGCUGCAGCUGAUCACCAACAGCGACGUGCUGCCCUUCGUGAGAGGGCUCAUCAGCACCGCUGCAGCCCUGUACGGCCCCACGAUCCACUACGAGCUGGACCACCGGGACAGCCAUGCUGCUGGAGGACAGGAGGAGAGCCCUGCAGCCAGCGCCAUCACCAGCGCCUCCCAUCAGGAAAGAUACAAUGGCAUUGUACCAGGGGGUAAACCCCACAGUGGUAAGAAAUUUGCUGUUGGACCUCUCAUGCAAGAACAAAAAGUCCCUCAAGAGCCAAAGCUGUACCAGGAGUAG
Messenger RNA from Meleagris gallopavo (turkey), 3358 nucleotides. RefSeq lists its product as uncharacterized. NCBI's taxonomy places the organism in Eukaryota, Metazoa, Chordata, Aves, Galliformes, Phasianidae. Gene Ontology annotation, molecular function: metal ion binding. The record is from RefSeq and is a predicted model, not a curated record.